AUCUCUAUUUUCUUUUUUUUAGACAGGCGCAUAUCCUCAAUGAAACAUUUGCCGUUUUGGACUUUCUUAAGGGAUCCUAUUGUUGUUGUUUUUUAAAUGUUCUAAAACAUACGGUGAAUUAAGGAAUUUAUAUCAAAAGAAAUUUGUUCAAAAGGUUGUUUUGUUGGUCAUUUGUUCAGUAUGGCUGGGACUGAUGUAUUAUCAACCCCAUAACAUAAAGCACGGCAAGGAAUUUUUGCAACCGUCUAUAGAUUUUGAUGACAACAAAAGGACAUCAUAUCUUAAUUACACAUACCGUCUCCGCAAUAUUAGAACGCGUUCGUCAUCUAUCUACACUGAACAAGUGAGUAAAAUUCGCAUGUCAAAUACGUUUGUGACAGACCCAAGCAAAUGUGCUGAACAUACGUUUCUGGUAUACAGCUGUGAUUACUCGCGGUCGUGUGGUGGAAUGGGCGAUAGGCAGCGCGGGAUUGUUUCAUCAUUUAUACUCGCAUUAAUCACUGCUAGAGUAUUUAUUAUUGAUUUUGAGAAACCGUGUGAGCUUGAUAACUUUCUUAAACCCACUGUCUAUGAUUGGACUAUUUGUAAAAGGUUCAUUAAAAAUGAAAAAAACGCCCUUACAAUUGAUAUGAUGAAUAAAUCUUCGAUGGGUAUUGAUAUGAAUAAUCUUCGUUUCAACCUUUGGCAUUGGAAAGUGGUAUUUGUUAAGAUUAAUUCCAACUUAAUAUAUCAACUCAGAAAAAUUAAAGAUAUAAGAACAAAUUACGGGUGGUUGUUAAACAUGUCAAUACCCAGUGCCUACAAUAUGAUUCUGAAUUUAUUAUUUCAGCCAAAAGAUACUUUGAUGAGUUUCCUCGAUAAUCUUAUUGACCAGAAUGUGAAAGAAAAAUAUCUUGUAUGUUGUCAUAUAAGGGUAGGGAAAAACCCAAGCAUUCCACAGGAUAAUGCCUUUGGUGAGUUUGAGAAGCCAAAUGAAACAAUCGUUUUUAAAUAUCUAAAAAGAUAUACUGACCCUGAUAAGUAUGUUAUUUACCUAGCAUCAGAUUCAUUGUAUGUCCGUAGUGAAUUUUGGAAAAUUUUCAAAAAUGGCAUACAUAUUGAUGUCCCUAUUAUUCAUGUGGAUCGGCUUGGUACACACAAACAUAAUGAGAAAGAAGCAUGCGAUGGACUGAAAUAUGUACUUAUUGAGCAAUACCUUCUUUCAACUUGUGACAUUCUUAUUCUGACAGCUGAUAGUGGAUUUGGUAAAUAUGCUGCUUAUUUGCGAGGAUCAUCCGACAAUUUAUUUUUGAUACAACUAAAUGAUAGCCAGGUUAUAACUACAAAAUUAAGAUAUAUAUAAUAUUUCAAUUACAAUGUAUGUUUGCAUAAGUGUUUGCGUGUGUGUGAAUAUUCCUAUCGAUAAAGAAAAACAUUCUUCGUUAUGGACACAUUUGACAAUGUGGACAGACCCCUUAACAUGGUUAACUUUUAACAAAGAGAAAACGCAUACAUCUAACAAGUUAUAAAAUGGUUUACUUCCCUUUAAAUGCGUUGUGAGCCAAUAAAAUACACACAUUGUGUUAGAUUAGCACAUUUUGUUAAAUUCAAAUAAUGCAUUUCAAAGUUCAAAUUGUAAUAUACAAACAAAAAUUGAAUUUUUUGUAAUGCUACUCAUAAGUACUACUGCUACUGCUGCUGCUGCUGCUACUACUACUACUACUACUACAAUAAAGGGGGCGUCCGUGGCCGAGUGGUUAAGGUCGUUGACUUCAAACCACUUGCCCCUCACCUCUGUGGGUUCGAAUCCCGACAGGGACUUUGGAUUCUUUCAUGUGAGGAAAAGCUAUCCAGCUAGCUUACGGAACGUCGGUGGUUCUACUCAGGUACCCGUUCGUGCCUGAAAUAAUACACGGAAGGGCACCUGAGGUCUUCCUCCACCAGUAAAGCUGGAACGUCGCGAUAUGACCUAUACUGUGUCGAUGUGACGUAAAACCCAAAAAAACAAACGAACAAUACUACAAUAAAUAUGCAUGUAGUUAUUUUGUAUCAAACAUAAACAUACAGUCAUUGAUAAUUUAAAGGUAUUUAUUGAUCAUCAACACAGUCGCGUCACAAAUAUCAUGUCAGGAUGUUGAAUUUGAGAAAUGUUGUUUCAUUUAUAUUUGCAAGUAUUUAAUACUUUUCAAUACGCUUUAUUACAUGUAUUAAGCGAGAAUUGUUGUCAAUGAACAAUAUUAUUUCUUUCCUCGCAGCAAUCAUUCCAUCUGCGCUGUGUACUAUUUCUUAGUUAAUAUCUAUUAAAAUAACAGUAUGACUGAAGCUUUUAUAAUGUUUUAAUGGACUUUUAAACAAUAUUAAUAAAACCAAAUAGUUUAUAAAUACCUUAUUAUGGAGACCGACAGUUAAGAGUAACUGUUUAGCGAAUAAAAACAACAAUGAUAUAAUUACUUAAUAAUUAUGUUGAUUGAUAACUCCAUCCAGCAAUCAAUACGGGGAACUAAAACUCAAGAGUUGAGUUAGAUUCUAAGAGGUUUACAUUAAUUUAAGAAUCCACAUCGAAAUCGUAUAUAAAUAUGUUUUCUUUGAUUUUUAUAAAUUAUUGUCUCACAUCUCUCCUCUGUAAAGUAAACAGUAUAUAAAAGUUGAUAUACGUACAGUCCACUCUGCAUAAAUCGAGGACAACUGGAUUUCGUGAUGUUCCUCGUUCUGUGCUGUUAUGACCGGGACAGAUCAAAUUGAGAAAUGUGACACCGUCGGGAUACAGAUACAUUUAGUUCACGUACAUUCUACCUUGUGAAGAGAACAUUAAGAGAUGCAACUCAUUUAUCUUUAUUAUCACUACACGUUUGUGUUUUGAUUAUAUAUAACAGCUAUCAAGCUAUCAUAGAAUUUAAACAAAACAUUUAAAGAACACAAACUUCUUCCUACCGCUGUGGUUUUUUUGUUUGUUUUUUUUUUGGUUUUUAUUUAUUUGUACAUCCAUCAUAAAUCUAAUUAACACAAUCUAUGCAGGACAUUUUUAUGAACACCGAACAACAUUGUAAAUCACUCAAAAAAUCACUUAAUUAUAGCAAUGAUCCAGAAUUAUUGUUAAAUUCCAUGGAUUUUUUUUUCAAAAUAAUAAAAUCACUGAUGACCAAUUACAAAUUUAAAAUUUAAUAUUUUUUUUUAUUUUACACAGACUGAUUAAAUUUUUACAGUCAACUUUAUCAUUUUCCAUUACAAGAUUUUAUUUUUGUACAUAUUUUUGUAAAAUGAUCUUUGAAUAUAAUUUGUCUUUUUAUAAGUAAUAAACAAUUAUUUCAAACAUUGUUUGCAUGUUUUAAAUGUAAUGAUAACAUUAUUUUCAUCAGAAAUAUUUCGACUAUAUAAAAGUUUUACACAAUUUAUUUUCCGUGUAUGUAUAACACUUCACUUAUUUCAAAUGUUACUUAUCAGAAAUGUUACUUAUCAUUAAUCUAUGAUUUUAUUUAGACGGUUUAAACAUACAAAAAAGAAAGAACAAAAAGAUCUCCCAAAAGAAACAUAAAUAUGUCCCCCUAUUCUAUUUCGUCAUCAUUUUAGAGCCGAUACAAAAAGGAUGUGAGCAUUUGUACCGGAAGGUCAUCGUCGACAAUGCGAUAUCGCGAUUGCAGUAUCGUACUGUCGCAAUCGCGAUAUCGCACAGUCGUCACUGAUUAAUCGCACUGUUUCAUUGUCGUCAUCACAUUUUCUCACUGUCGCCGUCGCGAUGUCGCACUGUCGUCAUCGCAUUAUCGCAUCGCACCGUCAUCAUUGAGUCAUCGCAUAGGUGCCAUGCAUUGUUACCAUCGCUGUAUCGCAUUGUUACAUUAUCGUUAUGUCGUCAUCACGUUAUCGCAUUGUCGCCAUCGCACUAUCGCCGUUACGGAAUUCCGUACAUUACUGUAUUUGUUUAUACGAGUAUAUCAGCAUGUGGAUAAUUGUUAUUUUUUAUUCUUAAGAUGAAAUAUAGCUCCACGAAAAGUGGAUAUAUUCUCUUAUACUCGGCUUCAUCUCAGGUAUUUCUGGAUUAUUCAUAACUACAAGGCAAUUGAAACAAUUCAAUAUUAUCCGCAACUAUCAGUUCAUUUUCGUUAUUGAAGUUUUGAUGACUACUUAUUGGAGAUAGUGCAGAUAGCAGUCGUACGUUAUAAUUAUCCAGGACACCUAACUGCGUAAUUGAGAUUGUGGGAGAUAAUUGUAGGUACGACUUUGUAUCAAAGCUGUUGUGGGAAUUGGUGACAUAUAUUUGCUAGUUUUGUCAAAGAUAAUUCUUAUUGACGUUCCAUUUCCACAAUCUAAUUUGGAGGUGGUCGCUUUCUUGGCAAACCCUGACGCGAUUAACCAAUCUGCCAAUAAUAAAUAAUAAAUAAACAUGAUGUUUAACAUAUUAUAUUUAAAAACUUCCCUUAUAGAAUUUUCUGUGGGUUUUCGAUUACAAAUGUGUAGUAGAAUAAAAGGUCACAAACAAUUAUUGCAACAUCUGAAGUCAUUUUGACUUCUAUCGGUACACACAUUAUUAACAAUUUGAAUGUGUAUGAAAUUACAUAAAGACCAAGAUAAAUGAAUGAUAUCCUUACCAGUAGUUUACAGAUGUCAAAAUUGCACGUUCAAUUUAUACAAAACGGUUUUUCAUAAUCAAAAUAGUUAAACUUUAGAUAGAAGGCUUUUAUAUUUAUUUUCAUUCUCACUCUCAGGAUAAUCUCUUUAGGAAAAAGUCAUUUCAGUUUGAAGCCAAACAAGUAAUUAUUUUAUAUUUUUUGAUGUGUUCGAGUAUAUAACAUUACGCUAAUGUGCUAAUAAAGGUAGUUGUUAGUUUUGGAACAAUAAAUUAAUGGGAGGUUCUUUCGCGUUAGAAACACAAUUAAACGAUUUCUCAAAAAUGUGUUCCCUUAGCAGCUAGUCAGUACUUUAUCGUUUCACCACGUAAUAAAUGAACAACAUUCGAAUAUUUUAACAGAAAAUUGUUAAAUCAAUGGUACAUUUAAGAUGAUGAUGGAAAUAAAGAUGAUGAUUAUUAUUUUUGUUUGGAUGAUAAUGAUAAUGACAAAAAUUACGAGAGUAAAAGUCUAUGUGUAUUGAGAUAGUAGCCAUAAUGGUGAUUAUGAUGUCUAUUGAGUCUUCAUAUUUAUUCUAUAUAUUAAUGAUAUAAGUAUGAUGGAAAUUGCAGAAUACAGAUAAUUGUGCAAUGAUUUUGGA
Messenger RNA from Ruditapes philippinarum (Manila clam), 5181 nucleotides. RefSeq lists its product as uncharacterized. Lineage: Eukaryota; Metazoa; Mollusca; Bivalvia; Venerida; Veneridae. The transcript has 2 exons. Gene Ontology annotation, molecular function: alpha-(1->6)-fucosyltransferase activity. Gene Ontology annotation, biological process: protein N-linked glycosylation. Bases 194 to 1342 code for a protein of 382 amino acids. The record is from RefSeq and is a predicted model, not a curated record.